Zychaea mexicana is the source of this 1328-nucleotide messenger RNA. RefSeq lists its product as uncharacterized. Gene Ontology annotation, biological process: tRNA-type intron splice site recognition and cleavage. The transcript is spliced from 4 exons. The coding region runs from base 54 to 1124 and encodes 356 amino acids. NCBI's taxonomy places the organism in Eukaryota, Fungi, Mucoromycota, Mucoromycetes, Mucorales, Lichtheimiaceae. Gene Ontology annotation, cellular component: tRNA-intron endonuclease complex. The record is from RefSeq and is a predicted model, not a curated record.
CACUUUGAUCCACUUGGCCAUGUACUUUGUGUGACCACAAAAAAAAAACAGGCAUGAGCGAUAGCGAAGGCGACGAAGCACCGGAUUACUCCACGCUCUUACAACGAUCAAAACAUGGUCAAAAAGAAAAUGUGUAUGAUCCGUCACAAGAAAAUAGUCUUGAAGAAUCGCGCAAUGCUCUUUUUGCAGUGAUUGACGAAAGAAAAAAAGUCAAUGAAAAGAAUCUGAGCCUGGGUACGCUGGAUCGUGUCACGGGUUUAACGUCAGUGUCUCGUUAUAAAGGCACACACUUUCGUGUCAUGGGCCAUACAGUGAAAGGUUGUAUGAUGUUGUAUCCGGAAGAAGCUGCUUGGUUGAUCAAUAUGAGUGCGCUCCGUAUCGAGUCUGACGACGACGACGACGACGACGACACAACGGGUCUUGAGGAUUACUUUGAAUUCAUGUUUGCUCAAAAGGAUGGAUGGAUUACUUUUGAAAAGUAUCAAGUUUACGCGUAUCUUCGACGUCUUGGAUACAUUGUUCGACGCUCUACAUUGCCUUUGCAGCAGCAGCAGCAGCAGCAGUAUCCAUCGCCGUCGUUAUUAGUAGGAUCGUACUGGAGCCAUCAAUGUGGAUGGCUUAUUCGUACAGUCGCUUAUUGUGUCAAGCGUGUUUUACUCUAUUGUUUUGGCUCAAGGCCGCUUGUUCGUCGCCAUCAGUCCUCUACAUUGCACUCGGUCUACUCAACACUUAAAAUUGUCCCUUCAAGCCCUUGGUAUAAACCCUUUACAACAGAUCAAAACACAUGUCGAGUAACAGAUACUUCAUUCGAUUGGGAUGUGUAUCGACCUAAUCCACAGUGGAAAAAGCGGGAUCCAGGCGUGCCUGAUUUUCGUGUGGUAGUAACAAAUUCCUGCGAUGCUAUACCCUCGUUGGCGAAAUACCAAAAGCUAUUCAGCGAUCUGGAGAAAUCACCACGACAUUCUGAUAGUUUUCAUCAUAUCCGAUAUACAAACACAUUGAAUUUGUCGUUUCUGCUAGCCGUUGUGGACGAUGCUGGGGCCGUAAGCUUUUUGAGAAUCAGUGGCGAUGGCGUGGUCGACUUGAGUAGUAGUAGUACUACUACUACUACUACUGGUAGCUAAUCUGAUAUAAUGUGUAUACUGCCUUUCUUUGUAUAUAUGUAAUAACAAUGUUAUGCGUUCGUUCGAGACCUUGGUUUUUUUGGUUUCUCUUUUGAUGGUGUGCUGUAACAUAUGCCAUACACUAGCGACUUGUAUUAAAUCCUGGAUACAUGAAAUGUUCUCAAAAGUCGUCUGAGUACGUAGUAUACCCUAGAGUUACGGGAU